Daphnia magna is the source of this 2492-nucleotide messenger RNA. RefSeq names its product ethanolamine-phosphate phospho-lyase. Lineage: Eukaryota; Metazoa; Arthropoda; Branchiopoda; Diplostraca; Daphniidae. Bases 646 to 2043 code for a protein of 465 amino acids. Gene Ontology annotation, molecular function: pyridoxal phosphate binding; transaminase activity. Gene Ontology annotation, cellular component: mitochondrion. The record is from RefSeq and is a predicted model, not a curated record. The transcript has 17 exons.
GGGCAAACGACUCGUCGUGGAGUUCCGAUGAAUACGGAUACGGUUAACGAUGGAGGUCCGACGCCGAAUGAUCCGGGCAGAUCCAGCGCUGAUUGCAAGCGGCUCGCAAUUGACGGAUGAAGAUUUGCCGGCGGAUAGUGGGCAAGAUAGCCCCCGCCGUUCCAUCUCUCCUCAUCAGCUCGUUAAUGAAGAGCUCUGAGUGAAUUUGGCCAGCUUGAGGAUCUUUGCCUUAUCGAGCUGACGAUUGGAUUAGCCAGUUCAACUUUCUCCACCACCACCUGAUGGCGCCCUCUCCCCGACCGAAUGAAGGACGGCCCAACUUCGUUAGCAGUCUACUACGGAUAUCUACCAAUCAAUUCGUCGGAUCUCUGCCUCGCAUUACGCACAGUCGCAACGUCCUAUUUCUAGGAUUUCAGUUUGAUAUGCAACGCGCGCAUGGCCGAGCAGUACGCGAGUGAAAGAUUGGAACGGAUCAUACAUAAACUUACCAGAUGAUGACGCUUUUCCGUAACCAAGGCAACACUCGUCCGAUGCGUCUGUUUUUCUUUCGACGACCUACACGUCGCAUUUGCAUGACCUUCUUCGAUAUGUGCCAACACUUAGACUUUUUUUUCUCUUGAAAAGUUCAAUGACACAUCAGUUAUUAUGCAGGCUCGCCAUCAGUUUUCUACGCCAUCUGACAAUUGGUGUCAGGUGCAUUUUGCUGACAGUGAAAUCAAAGUUCUGAGAGCCUCCAAACAGUACAUUUAUGAUGAUUUGGGGAAUGAGUUCCUCGAUUGUGUUAGCAGCAGUGCCCAUGUGGGCCAUUGCCAUCCUCAUGUAGUUGCCGCAGGCCAUGCACAGAUGCUAAAACUAUGGACUACCCAAGGAUUUCUAAAUGACACAUACUCACAAUACAUGAAGAAGCUGAUGGACAUCUUGCCAGAGUCCCUCUCAGUUGUCUACCUUGUGAAUUCAGGGUCGGAGGCUACCGAUCUCGCGCUCAGGCUCGGCCGCCUAUAUACUAAAAGACAUGACGUAGCUGUUUUUGAGAGUAGCUACCAUGGAAAUAUUUCCAGUUUGGUGGAUAUAAGCAGCAAAUCAUUUAAAAGAUUGCCCCAGGGAAAAAAAGAUUUUGUUCACGUCAUCCCACUUCCGAGAACUCGUAACAAUAUUGAAAAUGAUCAAGCAGAAUUUUGCAAUGAGGCGCAGAAAGUCAUUCAAAAAGCUUCGCAAAAUGGUACACCAGUCGGUGUUUUCAUUUCGGAAAUUGUUGUCGCGGCAGCUGGAGUAGUUAUACCGCCCCCUAACUACUUCAAAACUGUAUAUCAGAUGGUUCGAAGUCAAGGAGGUAUUUGCAUUGCCGAUGAAGUGCAGACAGGCUUAGGCCGCCUCGGAGGAGACUUUUGGGCGUUUCAGGGAUAUGGUGUUGUGCCGGAUAUUCUUGCCUUUGGAAAAUCACAAGGAAAUGGCUUUCCCAUGGCUGCUGUUGUCACAACUCGUGAGAUUGCCGACAGUUUACCAGAGUAUAUGUCUACAUACGGUGGCAACCCUUUGGCGUGCGCCAUUGGUAAAGCAGUUCUGGAAGUUAUUAUCAACGAAAAAUUGAUGUAUUCCGCUAAGAUGGUCGGAAAAUUUCUUCUGGAAGGGCUGAGGGGGCUAAUGUCGAAACACCCUACCAUCGGAGACGUUCGUGGGAUGGGUCUUUGUAUUGGCAUGGAAGUAGUUUGUGGCCGUCCAGAUAUGAAACCAGCCACAAAUUUUGCCAAUCGCGUACUUUACCUGUUGAAGGAGCAAAAGGUUAUUGUAGCUACCCAAGGUGAAGAACGUAAUGUAAUCGCAAUGACUCCACCAUUGUGCUUCACUUUAGAAAACGCCCGCCGUGUCAUUGGAGCAUUCGACAACGCUUUUACCAAAGCGAGCCAGAAUGAUGAUGUGGCGCCAGUCCCUCCUAAUACGUCUAUUCUAGGAUUAGCAAGUAUUCCGUCAAACAUACUUGGAGAAAACGAGGAAGAAAUGCCAGGUCCAGCAAAAAGACAAAGACAAUAUGAAGAAAUGGACUAAAGUUGUUUCUCUUUUAAUGUGAUAUUUUCCUGUUACUCAAGUGUGUUUUAUAUUUGUCAUUAAGUAGAAUUUUCCCAACUUUGCUGUAUCCAUGCCAUCCAAAUUCUUAGGGGUCAAACUUCUAGAAUUUUUUUAAGGAAUGCUAAGAUAUCAAGAAAAUGCAGCAUAGUAUGAGUCCUGAUAUUCUGGUCAAGAUUUUAUAGGUAAAAAUCUAACAGGUAAAAUGGUGUUAAAAUCGGGUGCAAAUAGCAUGGAUUGAAUUCCAACUACGUCUGACCUACAGAAGAUACUCGAGAAGCGAAAGCUCAUCCCAAACCGUCGUUUUAACAGAGAACUUUUUUUUUUUUUUAAACUCCCAUUUCAUGUUUAAAUAUGUCGAUGGUCUUCUUUUCUUGUUGUUCUAAUUGAUGUUUAACUGUUAUAUAUAAUACAAGUUUUUUUAUUCUGCA